AUGGAGCUGUGCCCGGGGUCCGCGCCGCCCUCGGGAUGGGCGCUGCCGCUCCUCCUCGCCCUGGGCGCCGCCGGGCUCGGCCACGGCACCCCGCACCUGCCGUACUCCCGGCCGGGCUCCCGCAGCAAGAACUGGUGCGCCUACAUAGUGAACAAGAACGUGAGCUGCUCGGUGCUGGACGGGACGGAGAGCUACGUCCAGGCCCAGUACAAGUGCGCCUGGAACCAGUUCCCCUGCGAGCCCACCCUGGUAUACCGAACGAGUUUCAGACCUCGGUACACAGUUGCAUAUAAGACAGUGACAGAGCUAGAAUGGAGAUGUUGUCCUGGCUACAAAGGGGAGGACUGCAGGGAGGGACCAGCAGAAAAGCCAAACACGGCUCGUCGUCCCACAACGCCAGCAAAAGCUGUCAUGAAGAAAGGCACAGAUGCAGAACCAACAGAAGCACCGGAGCCUCCGCCCUAUGAGAAGAGAAUGCAGUUUCUUGAGGACGAAUUGUUUAGACUUACACGGUCUGUGAUUGAGCUUCAGUCCUCUGUGGCAGGUGUGAAUGAAAACCUGAAGCUGACUGUACAAGAAGAUGCUAGCAAGAUGUUGGUCACUUGGCUGAACAACCUCUACGACCGCCCGGAGCCUGACAGUGCAGUUGGUGGUGAAACAGACACUAUUCAGCUGCCAGGACUCCUCAGCAAUAAAGAUCAAAAAGACCCUUUUAUUGAUUUUGAAGUGGAAGAUAUAAAAGCUGAGCUAGCUGAGGUCAAAGAAGCCUUGAAGAUGAGGAAUGAUGAGCUGGAGGAACUGAAUGGAAAAGUAAAAGGCUAUGAAGGACAAUUAAAACAACUACAGGAGGCAGCACAAGGACCUACAAUAACAAUGCCCCGUGACAAUAUAUAUCAGGACUAUAUAGACUCAAAAUUUGAGUCCCUCAGGCAAGAAAUAAUGGAAGGAUUUGAAAAGAAAAUGACUGAUCUGAAGAACUCCUGUGAAUAUAAACUAGAGGAUGUUCAGCAGCAGUAUGAUGACAGUGAAAAUAACUGUGUAGGGAUAAUCGACGUUAUAAGAGGAAAAGAGAAUGACUUGAGGGAAGAAAUAAAUGCUCUCCGCGCUCAGAUUCCAUCGAACGACUCCAGUUGUUGUAAGAAGGGUGAGGGUGACUUUUACCAGCAGAUGAAAGAUUUAGAUAAGAAGAUUGACAGAAUUAUGGAAGCACAGAGGGUCUUGAAUGUCAGAAUAGAUAACGAAAUCAUUCGGUUGUCGACCCCAGAUCUAGAAGACGUGUUUGGUGAGAGGUUGGAGGAGCUAGAUGCGAGGAUGAAUAUUACAGAACGAAAUGCUGAAGAGCAUUGUUUUUACGUUGAGGAGACUCUCCGCGGUACUAUCGCUGCAGAGGUGGAUGAACUCAGAGACUUGUUUGACCAAAAGCUGCGGUCACUGGAGGUUAGGCUAGGCGGGACUAUUUUGGAGAUUGCCAACACCACGGACCCGGAGGGAAUGUUUGUUAAUCCUGGGCCUAUCUUGCCCAGCGAUGCAGGAUUUGCAAAUGAGCAGUUUACAGCAGAGAUGAAUUUCGUGAAGGACAAACUGCUGUCACUUGAACAGCUCUGUGGGCAGAAAUGUCAGUCUGCACCGCGAGGUACGGAGGACCUUCAGAAACAGCUAGAAAAUUGUAACAACAAGUACAAUCACUUGCUUUUGAAAACAGAGAAUAAUUCUGUUCUCCUGCAGUCUCUAAGUAGCUCUCUUAAUGAGCAACUCAACUUAAUUAAGGGUAACCAGCGUGACAUCCAGAAAAUGCAGAGAGACGUACGUGUAUUCCGAUACAAUCUAAAUGCCAUUGAUAAAGAUAUGAAAAAUCUUCAAGAUGGCCUGAGUAGCUGCAGGGAGCAGCUUCUGGGUGUCAAUUCGACGUGCAGAAAAACACAGCGAGGUGUUUUCCGAAAAAUUGAUCAAAUGCAGAGGACAUUUGCAAAUCAAACUGCUCAUUCCAGUGAGAAUUGUUGUGGUGAAGUGAAAGAGAGGCUAGAACAAUUGAACGACCAUAUCUUCAAUGAUCUUAGCAAGUGCAAAGAAAAGACCCAAGGUGUCCAGGAGGGUGUUUCAGAUGUUGAGAGCAGAGUCUCGCAUGUUGAAAAAGUCUGUGGCAAGCUGGACUCUGUUUCAGACAGCUUGCAGAAUAUAAAAGAAGGUCUGAAUAAGCACGUGAGCAGCUUAUGGAACUGCAUCCGUGAAAUGAAUGGAACUCUAGCAUCUCAUUCCACUGAUAUUUCUGGCCUCAAAAACUCUGUCCAACAGUUCCAUAGUCAGGUUUCCAAAAUCACCACAGACAUCGAAGGCAUGCUGAAAUCUCAGCCUGACACAAGACGACCGGAAGUACCGCAGCAGCCGUUGCCGCCGAGGCCGCCCGUGCAGCCCCAGCCUGGCAUUUCCCUGCUGCCGUCCAGGCCCCGGCUGCAACCCCCACGACAGAGGAUCCCCCUCCUGCCGCCACAGCUGAGACCGGCUCCACGCCCAGCUCUGCCGGGGUCAGCAGCUGUGCCGCUCCUGCCUGGAACAACCGGCAUCAUCUUGGAGACCGGGGAGGCCGGGCCUCCGGGCGCAGUUCGGAUGUCUGGGAGAGGGCGUCUUAGAAGUGCGGACGGUCAGGCCGGCCAGAGUACCAUGCCCAUUGCCGAGGGGUAUGCUGGAGCACCAGGAUAUCCAAAGCCAUCUCGUUCUACCACGGAUUCACAAGGACCUGCCACUGCUGCCGUGCCCUCUCUGGUGUCAUUUUCUGCUGGGCUCACACAGAAGCCUUUCUCCAGUGACGUCGGUGUGGUUCACUUCAACAAAGUGCUUGUGAAUGACGGAGACUAUUAUAACCCCAAUACAGGCAUUUUCACAUCGCCCUAUGAGGGGCGGUACCUGAUCACCGCCGUGCUGGCCCCAGAGAGGGAUGAGUACGUCGAAGCGGUGCUGUCCGUCUCCAACGCCAGUGUGGCUCAGCUCCACACUGCUGGGUACAGAAGGGAACUGCUGGAGUACCACAAACCCUACUCGGGGAAACAGACCUGUGGUGGUCCUGGGACGUUCCACCUUGUUCUUCACCUCAAAGCAGGAGACGAAGUAAACGUUGUUGUGACGGGAGGCAAACUGGCCUACACAGACUCUGACGAAAUGUACUCCACGUUUAGUGGAGUUCUCCUUUAUCCUUCCAUUUCUCAUGUUUAGGUUUACCUUGAACAGGGAAGAAGGGUAAGAUAUUCAGAAGAAAUUAAGUGUAAUAAAAUUCAAAGCUUUAAUAUAUUUAGUUUA
Molecule: messenger RNA, 3291 nt
Organism: Hirundo rustica (Barn swallow)
Lineage: Eukaryota; Metazoa; Chordata; Aves; Passeriformes; Hirundinidae
Gene: EMILIN2
Product: elastin microfibril interfacer 2
Exons: 8
Coding region: 1-3207 (1068 amino acids)
Molecular function (GO): protein binding
Source: RefSeq, a predicted model, not a curated record